AUGCUGAUGGCGGGCCAUGCACAGCGCCUGCAGGGCAAAGUUGCGAUUGUCACAGGGGGUGGCAAGGGGAUCGGCCUGGCAUGCGCCAGCUGCCUGGGCCACGAGGGCAGCAAAAUUGUGGUGGCUGACGUCGAUGACACCGCUGCCAGCAGGCAUGCACCCUCUCAUCAUCUGUUGCAGGAGGGGAUCACUGCGUGCGCUGCCAGGUGUGACGUCACCAAGAAGACCGAGGUGGACCGACUGGUCGCCUACACAGUGCAGCAGUACGGCGGAUUGGACAUCCUUGUUGCCAAUGCAGGCACGCCCCUCCCCUUCCACUUUUUGAUGUGCAUCGUAAAGAGCGCCGACUUCCUGGACAUGUCCGAGUCAGACUUUGACGACGUCAUCAACGUCAACUUAAAGGGGGUCUUCCUGUGCGGCCAGGCGGCUGCUCGCCAGAUGGUGGCGCAGAACAAAAUAACUCCAGGACGCGGCGGGGCCAUCAUCAACAUGUCAUCGGUGAACGCUGUGAUGGCAAUCCCAUCCAUUGCAGCCUACAACGCCUCCAAGGGCGGCGUCAAUAACCUCACCAGGCAAGGCCUUCCGUGCAUGGCACUGGCGCUGGCCCAACACAAGAUCCGAGUGAACGCCAUCGGCCCUGGCAGCAUCAUGACUGAGGUGCUCACCAGCGUGGUCGGUGACAAGGUCGCCAUGAACAGGGUGCUGUCGAGGACCCCCAUGAAUCGCAUCGGGGACCCCUAUGAGGUUGGCCAGAUCGCGGCGUUCCUUGCCUCCGAGGGAGCCUCCUAUGUGACCGGGCAGGUGCUGUACGCAGACGGAGGCCGCAUGGCACUCAAUUACACAUGCCCUGUGCCGGGAGGAGAGACGCCUGAAGCGUCCUGA
Molecule: messenger RNA, 882 nt
Organism: Coccomyxa subellipsoidea C-169
Lineage: Eukaryota; Viridiplantae; Chlorophyta; Trebouxiophyceae; Coccomyxaceae
Product: dehydrogenase
Exons: 8
Coding region: 1-882 (293 amino acids)
Molecular function (GO): oxidoreductase activity, acting on the CH-OH group of donors, NAD or NADP as acceptor
Source: RefSeq, a predicted model, not a curated record